AUGUCUUCACCAGCAACAACGCCUCCUCCGAAGGACCCAAACUCCGAGAGAAACUUCAGAUUCCUUCAAAGUGGUACACCAUGCGAGUGGGCUGAGUCUUAUCGUCCAGGAGGGUUUCAUCCGGUCCACUUUGGCGACGUCUUCAAAGGCCGUUACGAGAUUCUUCGUAAGCUUGGGAACGGUUCCUUUGGCACGGUUUGGCUGGCAUUCGAUUCGUCCUAUAACCGCUACGUUGCUCUGAAGAUCGAAGCAGCCAAGCGAAAGGAUCCAACUGAAGUAAAGAUAUAUCGCAUUCUGGCCAAUAAGGUAUCAAAUGACCAAAGCUCGAAGUUCGUCGUGGGUCUUUUGGACUACUUCUAUCACGACGGUCCCAACGGUAAUCACCUUUGCCUGGUACUUGAACCUAUGGGUCCGAGCCUGUCAUCGGUCCUCAACGCCCCGGUCGAGAUAUAUGAUCCCCGGAAUCCUCCGGUACGACGCUUUAGAAGUGAUAAAACAAAAAGUAUUCUGCGGCAUGUGCUUUCUGGCCUCAACUUCCUUCACAGCAAUGGAAUUGUGCACGGCGACCUUCAAUCAGGCAACAUCCUGUUCGCUUUACAAGAUCUUAAUCUUUUAGAUCGCCAGAUUCUCAAGCAAGAUGAAAAUGACGCCUCAAAGAUAGACAUGUUGCGGCGUAUUGAUGGCAAGCUCGACAGGUGGGCCCCGAAAUAUCUGGCCGUCUCGGAUCCCUUGUCAUAUUACAUGCUUGAGGGGCAAAAUCAGGUGGCAAAGCUCUCGGAUCUAGGUGGAGCUUUUUGCAUUGAUGAUCCGCCGCUGUCUGUUCUGACUCCAGCCUCCCUUCGAGCACCAGAGGUGAUCCUCAACGAAGCUAUCGGAACGGGCAUUGACAUCUGGAGUUUUGGUUGUAUCGUAUACGAGCUCGUCACAGGCGCCGCACUGUUUCAACUUCCUCCUUUCGGCCUUAGCGAUACCGAGAAGAAAGAUGAACAGCUGAUACAGCUGACCGACAUCAUUGGACCACUCCCACGGACUCUUGCAGCGAAAUGGUCUAAUGCAAAGAAAUACUACGAUUCUAGCGGAGAAAGACUCGAUACAGUCCCAACGGAUAUCAUAGACGGGUUCACUGAAGACAGCAUUUCUGAUUCUCGUUCGAUAGAUGGCAGCUCUGAUGGAGUCGAAGACGCGGAUAGGUCACGACUCGACUUAGGUGAGCGCGUACCGCCGCAAGUCCAUGAAUCUCUCGAAAAGCUAGUAAAGGUCCAUAAGGCAUCCUAUGUGGGCGAGGAGGAGGAAGAGCAGAUCGUGUCAUUUUUGAGGGCCAUUUUCCGUUACGAUCCUUUGCAUCGCCCAUCCGCAGGAGCAUUGCUCGAUUUCUCUUGGUUGAAUACUUGA
Messenger RNA from Colletotrichum scovillei, 1392 nucleotides. RefSeq names its product serine/threonine-protein kinase SRPK3. Gene Ontology annotation, molecular function: protein kinase activity; ATP binding. The record is from RefSeq and is a predicted model, not a curated record. The transcript has 3 exons. Gene Ontology annotation, biological process: spliceosomal complex assembly; protein phosphorylation; regulation of mRNA processing. NCBI's taxonomy places the organism in Eukaryota, Fungi, Ascomycota, Sordariomycetes, Glomerellales, Glomerellaceae. The coding region runs from base 1 to 1392 and encodes 463 amino acids.